Vavraia culicis subsp. floridensis is the source of this 876-nucleotide messenger RNA. RefSeq lists its product as uncharacterized. Lineage: Eukaryota; Fungi; Microsporidia; Pleistophoridae. The record is from RefSeq and is a predicted model, not a curated record. The transcript has a single exon. The coding region runs from base 1 to 876 and encodes 291 amino acids.
AUGCAUGGUUUAUUAUCAUCGAACAGCGAAACUUUGCAGUUUUCUUUGGAUGACAGCCCAUUAGAUAACAAUGUCGCAGUACGUAUUGGAGAAGUAUUGCGCGAUCGCACCGAUUUGGCUCUGUUUGUAUUUGUUCUCGGUGUAUCUAUCGUAUUGCUUCUCGUUAUGAUAAAAUAUUUUGUACUGCAGCCUAUUCGAUUUCUGAACAAUUUAAUAAAUGGUCCGGCGGUUCAUCGUUACUAUGCGAGAGAUGUGCUGAACGCUACGAUGAAUGAUGCAAAUCUACAGAGAUUGAGUAUAUCUUCGGAUGAAGAUUCAAGUUCAACGCGUUUGCUAUCUCCCAUCUUCACAGGCAAGAAAAACAAUACAACAAGUUCAUCAUUGAACGGAGAAAUGGAGGAUUUAUCACCUGAAAAUAUGGAAAGCGAUCUUAUGUCGCCUUCAAUUGUGGAUGAAGAGGUGGUCUUUUCGAUAAAUUCGGGCAGAAACAUGCAACUAAUCGCUUUACCGUUGAGUAAUUCAGUUAACGUGCCUUUGCCUGAGAAUUUACCGGAGAACAAUGCUCAACUACCAGAAACUAUGGCCAGAUACCCGCCAUCAUAUGAAGACGCCAUUGCUGAAGAAACUGCAGUUGAACGAUGGUUUAGAUACGAUUCUUUAUGGUUGCACGAUUCUGCAACCUGCAGUAGUCGUUACGAUGACAUUCCUUCUCCAUAUGAGGAAAUCAUGGUCUCUUCACAUAAUUCUAUGAACACUGCGCACUCACACGUCUCUAGCGAAUACGUUGCCAACGAACGGGAAAAUGAACAACGAACCUCUUCCUCUACCCGUAAUGAAUCAUCGAGGAAUCUUCGGCACCGCAAUUAUGAGGAAUAA